GUGUUGACCGAAAAGUCUGUUACAAGUUCAUCAGAUUUCUGACUGCCAUUAUUAUUAUUGCCAUAUAGACAUUAUUAACUGGGUUUUGAAUUUCCCACUACGGAACACUUGGUUUUCUAACUCUUGAUCUAGGUGUCCAAGUAGUAGCCUCUGCAAUUCCGUGGUUGGCAACUCUUGGGGCAUGCGUUACUUGAUCAAUUGACUUAGAAAGCCUUGAAACUGUUUACUGACACCAUCUCACGCGCAAGAGAACCCUUUACCAACGCAGCACUGAUAUCCUGGGCAAAGAAUCGUUGUCGGACACCGUGAUAAAGUGUCAGACCUACGUUCCUGCAAAAGCCCGGGCUAACUCCGAAUUUCGGCCACUACAAGUUCUAAGGGCGUUCCUGCUGUCCGAAGACCCAAGACCACACACACUUUACAGAAAACCUUUUUGGGCUGGUUGGCGACAAGCACGAGAUUGAAAAUCCCGCCAUAAGUUUCCACAAUCACCAACGCAGUGUUUUCGGCACCCCUUGUCUUCUCCAUACACCCGUGCAGUGAGGAAACUAUGGGGAGCAUCCGACGCAGCAAAACGAAGCGCCGUACUCGUGAUCUCGACCAGGUCAGAGCCGACCUCAGAUCCCCAAAACACCUUGCUCGGCACAAGGAUGCUAAGGCCAGCGAGGAUCUCCCUGGUCUAGGGGCUUUCUACUGCACCGAGUGCGCAAAAUACUUUUCCGAUAGCCACAACCUCAACGAGCAUCGACGAGGCAAAAAUCAUAAGAGAAGGGUACGCAUGCUCAAGGACGAAGCGCAUUCUCAAAAGCUGGCAGAUGCUGCCAUCGGCCUCGGCACAGACAAUGGUACUAAACAGAGUGGCGAGACCGAGUCAAGCCAUACCGCUAUGGAGGAUGUGCAGGCCUAGACUUUGUAAAAGGGGCCUUUUAUAACAGCAGUAACAUUCCUGCCUUUGCCCGAGACACUGUUUCCUAGAGACACUGGGAAGACAUUGCCACGACUUGACGACUCGACGAGGCAGAUGACAACCUGACCUUCGGCAUUGUUACGGCCCGGCAUCAUGCCGUCAUCCUCCAACCAGUAACCUGGUCACUGCUUAUGGUCAAAGAAUGCCAUAAUUCUUUCAUAAACAUACCACUGCUGGAUGUAAGCGCCUGCCGAUUCUUGCAAAGAUGAGAGACACAUACCUGCACCGCAUUCACAACAAAUGCGCGUAAGCUGCAGAUCCCGAUUCCCCGAUAGAAUCCUCCAAGUCCAGACGUCUGCCAAACGUCUUUGGCGAUGCCAAGGGAGGAUUGUACUGAUCGAGAAAUUGCUGCUUGUUCACUCCGAAGAAGACCUUGUUGCUCUGGAUGCCACGAUGGUUGGGUCUGUAGACGUGUCUUGAUCACGUCGAGUGGGUAUAUUGACACCCACGUUACAACCCCGGCAAUGCCUCCGCUGAUGAGGACAUCCGUGGUAGAAGGCGCCAGAAAGGGAUCUGCUUGUCUUGACAAGAGUAACCUCUUGCUGAGUUCAUAGGACCAGAAAUACCAACCGUAGCCGAAAGCAUCCCUGGCACUGGUUAUAGCCCCACCAUAGUAGAGUCCACGCAGUCCAUGGCGACUCCAAAUGGACUUUAGCACCUUGUAUGAAGAUUCUUGCCCGUCCACAAUCAGCUGAGCUCGACACUUGAUGAGCUCUGAAGGUGCUGAAACCACAAAUGUUGCCAACCCUCCUAGGGCACCGGCAACCCAGAUCUUGCUUAGGUCUACUCCUGCAAGCUUUGUAUAAUCGACAAUGCUGGGAUCCAUCCAAUACAAUGAACGGUUGAAUGACAUGAAGAGUAUCGAGUUCAAAG
Molecule: messenger RNA, 1840 nt
Organism: Exophiala mesophila
Lineage: Eukaryota; Fungi; Ascomycota; Eurotiomycetes; Chaetothyriales; Herpotrichiellaceae
Exons: 3
Coding region: 551-907 (118 amino acids)
Molecular function (GO): nucleic acid binding; zinc ion binding
Source: RefSeq, a predicted model, not a curated record